Molecule: messenger RNA, 710 nt
Organism: Microcebus murinus (gray mouse lemur)
Lineage: Eukaryota; Metazoa; Chordata; Mammalia; Primates; Cheirogaleidae
Source: RefSeq, a predicted model, not a curated record
CUUGCCAUUGGUCAACCUCCAGCCCCGCCCACUGGCAUGCCCAGCCUGGACCAUACAAAAGCAGGCUCAGCUUCAGCUCCCAGUCAAGCACCUUCCCGGCAACAUGAAGACUCUCUGCUUCUUGGUCCUUACAGCGUUCCUGGUCAUUGCGACCCUGACCCCCGGGGAAGCAGUCAAAGGAGGUAAAGAGAAGUGGGGAAAUUGUCCGGCGGAGAAAGGAAGCUGCAUCAAGUCCGGUCCAUCCCAGUGUCAUUCUGAUAAUGACUGCCCUGGAGACAAGAAGUGCUGCUUCCUGCACUGUAGCUACAAAUGUGUGAGUCCUGAGAGGAACAGAAAGGAAGGAAUCGGUCAAAUGGCACCUGUCCCUCAGGGUGCUGACACUUGGAAUGUUGGACAAGUGGGACAAGAAGCGAGCCCCCAGAAGGAAUGGUCCUGAAAUCCUUUUCCUUAAAGAGAGGGAAGAGUCUCAAAGAGUCCAGACCCCAGUGGCUAGCUUUUCCUUCUCUGCCCAAUGCUCAUUCCCCACCUGCAUGAAUGGACCCCACCCCCCACCAUGAAUGAGAUCAGUGCCCUUAUAAAAGAGACCCCAGAAAGCUGUCUUGUUCUUCUGCCAUGUGUAGACAACAGCUAGACGACUCUGUCAGAGAUCAGAAAUGACAAAUUUGUGGGCACCUUGAUCUUGUACUUCCCAGCCUCCAGAACUGUGUGAA